AUUAGGUAACUGAAUUUUGUGCCGCUACAAGGCGAAUAUUAUUUUAUUUUUUAAACAUAAAAUCAAAUUUCAAAAUGGGUUGUUGCCAAAGCAGACCACGAAAUGAUCCCCAUGAAGGACAACCAGAAGGAACGCCAUAUUCAUCAGGUGGCAAUCAACAACAAGGGCAAGGAUAUGCAUCGAGAAGUGAAGAUAUUACUCAACCACCGAAUCAGCCAAGCGAUCCAAAUGAACCUCAACCAACGCCUUAUGGAGCAAAUGGUUCUAAUAAUGAUUAUUCGGGAUCAAAAUACGGAGGCUAAUAAUAUUAGAAAAAAUAAAAUAAUUAACGACUUAACUCGAAAUAAUGAUUAUCAAAAUUUCGUUUGCAACUUUGAAAAAUUUUCACUUUAACGUAAGUUUCAUUCGAGUAGAAUAAAUCUUUAAUUUCUAGCGAUUUUAAAAGCCUUAAUAUAAUAAACCCCUCGAUAAAUAAAAAUGAUGAUCAUAGCUUAGAUAUUUCCGUGUGUGUGAACAUACAUAAACGAAAAUGACAAAAUUCAUCGAUGAGAAAAGUUCAUCUGUACGUAAACCACCUGCUUUCCAUCCUUCCCUUCGCCUAUCAAAAGCAAGCAAUAAAGCUGUUUCAAAAACUAUUUAACUAUUUGCGAAUAGAACAUACACAGUUUAGUUUCCUUAAACUCAAAUGUCUUCCAUUUUAUUGACAA
Messenger RNA from Clunio marinus, 707 nucleotides. The record is from the annotation of a GenBank genome assembly. Lineage: Eukaryota; Metazoa; Arthropoda; Insecta; Diptera; Chironomidae.